Synchytrium microbalum is the source of this 1032-nucleotide messenger RNA. RefSeq lists its product as uncharacterized. The transcript has 7 exons. Gene Ontology annotation, molecular function: acyltransferase activity. The coding region runs from base 1 to 1032 and encodes 343 amino acids. NCBI's taxonomy places the organism in Eukaryota, Fungi, Chytridiomycota, Chytridiomycetes, Synchytriales, Synchytriaceae. The record is from RefSeq and is a predicted model, not a curated record.
AUGGAAAAGUAUUCAAGAUGGAGAGAUCCAGGCACAGGAAUUCACGCAUUCGUGCCUCCCGUACCAUUACGGGGUGAUAGGAAUGGCUUCCAAACAUUCACAUCAAUAGCGAAAUCAUACAUAUUGGGACCGCCGUUGGCUUUUAUCAAGCUUACUGUUGCAAUGAUUCUUGUUGUUGUUUUCGCACUUUUGGAGCUUGUUGGUCAAAUGCUGGCUCCCAUUACUCUGAUACAACGUGCAUAUACCAGGCUCGUAAAUUUUGUAUUGCUGAGAAGUCUGUUACUUUUGCUUGGAUUUUAUUGGAUCAAGUCUGAGAACGUCACUGUCAAGAAGGGAGCUAGAAGGUCAUCUUCUAGAACGCAACCAACACGUCAGUCCGUACAAGCUGGAGACAUCAUUGCUACAAAUCACACUUCGUACCUUGAUGUCUUGUAUCUAGGUGCCAGAUAUGCACCAAUGUUUGUCACUCCAACUCAAACACCAGGGCAAGUAACUGUUGAAACAAUAUGGAGUGCUUUCGCCAGAAGCAUUCGGUCUCCACCAUUACCUGAAACUGGACUUCGAUUAUCCGAUGUUGUCAAGACUGCUAAAAGUAAUGGUUGCUCUGUUGCCGUGUUUCCUGAAGGUACCACAUCAAACGGUCGUGGAAUACUAAGAAUGACUAAAGUAUUUCAUGGGUUGGAGCCUGAUAAAGUUCGCGUUCAUGUUAUUGGGCUAAAGUACGAAUAUGAAGAUUUUGCACCAACAUUCACAGUUGGUAAUUUUAUACCUCAUGUGUUUUUCUUGGCUUGCCAGUGGAUAAACACUCUAGAAGUCAGAUAUCUAAUAAGUGAAGAAGUACAAGAUUUACAUACAACUCUCCCUGCCAAUAUGACCCUCAACCCCGAUGAAGGAGUCAUGGGAACGCAGAUAGCUAGUUUACUCAAUCAUGCGACAAGAUUGAGACAAACUUCAUCAUUGGGUGUCAAAGAAAAGCUAGAAUUCAUUGCUUAUUAUACAGAACGAGAACGCAAAACACGUAAAAGCUUGUAA